CUUUAAAGUGUAAUAUAUAUUGUUUUAUUUGCAAAUAUGACUUUCUUUGAUAUUUAAAAAAAUAUAUUACACGUGACAUCACAGUUAUGUCUCGCCGUCUUUACCUUCAAACCAGUGCGUAUGGACGGUGAGACAUAUACGUGAUGCCAUGUUUUGCAGGUCUAAUCUUGUAUGAUUAUGUUACUGGUGUUGAGCGCAUUUCGGCGUGAUGCUAAUUUAUUAGCUCUGUUUACGUGGAAGGGUAAGCAUUAGAUAAAAAUGGGUAGUUACGAACGUGAGCAAGCAGCAUUACAGAAGCUGUGGGAAGAGUGUAUGUCCGAUGAUGAGAGUAAUAUAAGUGAAUUUGGGGACGUAUAUUUAUCAGAUGAAUAUAAACCUAAGUCAGACGAAGAGACAUCCAGUGACAACAAUAUUUUAGUGGAGCGUGCAAAGAGACGUAAAACUUCAAUCAAAGACUUGGGCGACAAUGCAGCAGGUCCAUAUACUGCAGAGCACAAUAUAAGCGUGGAUGCGGAAGACACGAUUCAAAAUGUAAUAGAAGAUGUCAUUUCUCAAUAUGCAAUUGAAAGCGAAGAUGAAGAAAUGCAGACUCCUGAUUCUGGUGACAAUAUAAACUGGGGUCCUGUUGACGGUUCAUCACUCAAACAUUUUGGUGUUGCUGAAGCUGAUAUUGGAAUAAAGCCUGAAUUUUAUGAAAAUUAUGACAAGGAGCCCUAUGAUUUUUUCAAAUUAUUUAUUACUGAUGAGAUAAUAGAAUAAUGGUAUAUCAAACAAACCUCUAUGCUGAGCAAGUACUAAAGGAAAACCGACGGCCAAAGGACAUGUGAAGAAAUGGGUUCCUACUACAAGCCAAGAAAUGGAAAAUUUUCUUGGAAUUAUAUUGUGGAUGGGACUUAUGAAACUUCCACGUCUAAAAGCUUAUUGGAGCACUAACAUUUUAUACAUAAAGAAAGUAAAAGAACUCAUGGCCCGAGAUAGGUUUGAACAAUUAUUGAAAAUGUGGCAUUUCAACAAUAACGAAGAUGAAAGUUAUGCAAACGACAGACUUCGAUAACUGACACCUUUAGUGAACAAAUUAUUGGAUAGAUUUCAAAUGAUCAUCAAACCAGGGUCUGAUGUAUGCAUUGAUGAAACCCUCGUCCCAUUCCGUGGUCGCCUUAGAUUCAGGCAAUAUAUAAAAAAUAAGAAAAAUAAAUUUGGAAUAAAAUUGUAUGAGUUAUGUACUGCCGGAGGUUAUACAUUUAAUUUGAAAAUAUACUGUGGACUUGAUAACACAGGUGGAGGCAAUGCAUCAUCUAACGAUGUUAUGUCUUUGAUGAGUGAGCUUUUAGACACUGGACGGAUACUUUACACUGACAAUUAUUAUACCAGUGUUUCAUUGGCUACCCAAUUGUUAGAAAGAAAAACGCAUCUCGUAGGAACAGUGAGGUCCAAUAGAAAAGGUAACCCAAAAGAAGUAUCGAAUAAAAAAUUGAGAAAACAUGAAGUAAUAGGUCAGGAGAGCGGUACCGGCAUUGUAAUGCUCAAAUGGAAAGAUACUCGUGAUGUGUUACUAUUGACCACAGUACACACUGAUGAAAUAAUCAAAGUUCAUCAGCGUGGAAAAGAAAUUGAAAAACCGCAAGCUAUAGUUGAUUACAAUAAAUCGAAAGCUUAUAUUGACUUGUCAGAUCAGCUAAAAACUUAUUUACAUUGCUUUAGAAGGGGCAACAAAUGGUACCGGAAACUAGCAAUUGAAUUAAUUUUUGGUUCUACAUUGGUCAAUGCAUUUAUUUGUUAUAAAAAAGUAACACAAAAUAAAAUUCAAAUUACGGAAUUCAGGGAGCUUUUAGCAUUAUCACUUCUAGGUGUAAAUAACAAACCUAAUGAACCAAAUCGAAGAAAUACAAAACACGAGCUUCAAGCUAAGGAUGAAUUUGGUCGAAAAGAAGCGCAAAGCAAAACACCGAGGACUAAAUUUCAGUGCACUCCUUGUAACAAGAGCUAUUGUAUCCCGUAUUUUUUUGAAACCCAUCAUGCUGAGAAAUUGGACUAACAUUUUAAAUACCAUUAUAUUAUUUUUAAACCACAUUAUAUAAGUUGAUUUGCACUUCUUAGCUGUAGAAUAUACGUUUAUUUUAUAUUGCAUUUCAUUUUGUUAUACUUACUGUAACUAUAUUUUCUAAAUUGAAAUAAAAUUGUAUGCUAUCUAUAACAUAGUAUUUUAGUCAAAUAUCCACAGCCGGAUAACAGAAAACAUUCGUAUAGACGGCUAACUAUCGUUUCCCAUUCAUUUGGCAUUAUAGCGAGACACUACACCGAACCACACCGUCUUAUUCAAUAUUUAACAUGAGACGUUAUUGUCAUGUCUCACCGUCCCUAGAUUACCUAGUCGGUGAGGCAUUACUUUAAUGCCAUACCGUGCUCAACGUGUUAAGUAGACAUUGAUACAUUGCAUAUAUGUUUGAAUAUAUACGUAUGAGUUCGUUUAGAUAAUAAUUUGCAAAAAACUGUAAACCAUAUCGUUAUAAUAAGAUAAUAUUCCGGAUAUACCAAUCCACUGAUGAUAAACAUAAACGUGUUCAAAG
Molecule: messenger RNA, 2567 nt
Organism: Acanthoscelides obtectus
Lineage: Eukaryota; Metazoa; Arthropoda; Insecta; Coleoptera; Chrysomelidae
Source: the annotation of a GenBank genome assembly